Molecule: messenger RNA, 4642 nt
Organism: Drosophila obscura
Lineage: Eukaryota; Metazoa; Arthropoda; Insecta; Diptera; Drosophilidae
Product: erythroid differentiation-related factor 1
Exons: 6
Coding region: 110-3778 (1222 amino acids)
Biological process (GO): positive regulation of DNA-templated transcription
Source: RefSeq, a predicted model, not a curated record
GCACAAUCUAUGUGCCGGCAAAACAAAACACAUUUUUCUUGUCGAAUUUUCUUGAAUGUUCCACGAGAAAUUGGCUGACUAGCAGGCGAACAAAUGCAAAACCACAAGCAUGGAGGAUAGAAACGAAGAGAUUGAACCCUGCCGCAGCAUCGGGCCGCACGAGCUGGACGCCGUGAAAAGUCAGGCUGUUAUAAAAUUAUCGCCCGUACAGCUGCCGGCCCACUUCAAGCGCCUGGAAUGCAACACCAAUCUGAAUCUGCCGCCCCUCAACUGGCUGACAACCUCCCACAGCAGCCAUGGCCUGCAUCAGGCCCUGUACCAGAGUGCGGGCUUCGCCAGCUUUCGGCUGGGCCAGAUGUUUCCCGACUGUGUGGGCGAGGUGGAUGUGGUGUCCGAUGCGGAAAACAUAAAGCAGUUGCUGAAGCUGCCGUACAGUGCCCAGAGUCCCAUAAGCAUGGUGGUGCACAAGGUGGGCAACACCCUGCUGCUGGACGAGUUCGACAUUCAGAAAUAUCUGCUGCGGAAGUCGGACGAUGAUUGGAAAUGGCUGCGCACGUUCAUUCUGGAGCACAUCUUGUCGUUUGGCGACAAGCAGCACAACUACUGCCUCAAGGAGCGCAAUCGAGAGGCUCUGCAAACGAAGAAUCUGCUGUCCAAGUUUCUGUAUCACAGUCUGAAGCAGACGGGCGAUGGCGGCGAGUACGAUGUGCACACCACGCCCACACAGUUGACCAGCAGACGUCAGGAACUGCCCAUCACCGGACCGGUGCUGCCGGAGCCAAAGAUCGAGGAGAAUGUGCCCGAUCCCAAGUCCAGUCAUGCGUUCAACCGCAACGUGGUGUGGACCUUUGAGGAUAUCCGCAUGCUCAUUGGCACCGACAUGCCCAUAUUUGGGGGGCCGAAUCGACCCUGCAUCAGCCUCCGUCUGCGCGACGCCGCCCAGCCCAUAAACGUGCUGACCGGCAUCGACUACUGGCUGGACAAUCUCAUGUGCAAUGUGCCAGAGGUGGUGAUGUGCUACCACCUGGAUGGCAUUGUCCAGAAAUACGAAAUCAUCAAGACUGAGGAUCUGCCCUAUCUGGAGAACUCGCAGUUCUCGCCGCAGGUGGUGCGCAAUGUGGCCCAGAACAUUUUGGCCUUUCUCAAGGCGAAUGCCACGAAGGCCGGCCACACCUACUGGCUGUUCAAGGGACGCAACGAUGAUGUGGUCAAGCUGUACGACCUGACCACUCUCUAUCAGAAUCAGACGCAGGCAGCCGAGGAGUCGGAGUCGCCGCCGCAGCAGCAAGUGAAUCCGUUCACCGUGCCCGUGGGCAUGCUGCUCUAUUCCGUGGCUCGCAACAUGAAGAAUACGCUGCAGCACAUCAGCCCCAGGACGGCGGGCAGCAUACGCGCCCUGCUGGACAACUGCAUCAAGCUGCUGCCCAAGGAGCAGUAUCCGCAAAUCGUCAGCUCCUCGCACUACAUACUCUCGGACUUGCAUGUGCCGGCUGGUAUCGAUCCCAAGGCGCCCAAAUUCGAGGAUCUGGACUCGGACACUCAGUCGCUGUACGAUGAUGAUGAGGAGGAUGAGGAGGACUACGAUGACGAUGAGCCGCUGGACAGCGACUAUGGCAACGACAAGUACUAUCAGAGCGCCGAGCAGAGCGGUGGCAAGGCCAAUGUGGCCGUCAGACACAUUUGCGAUGCGCUCAGGGACUUCAAAUCGCACGCCAAGAAGUCCAAGCCGGCUCCGUUGCUGGCCUCGACGGCGGAACGCUGCAGCAUCUCGCUGGAGCACAUCAGUGCGGGCAUCUCCUGCCUGCAGUACUUCAAUGGCAAUCAGGAGGAGAAGCUCAAGGAAACGGAGACCAUUGCCAAGCAGGAGGAGAAGCAGCGCAUCCUUCACGAGGAGCAGAACCCCAAUAUGGCCAGGCCAUUCAAUGCCAUUCCCCUGCCCUAUGAGCAGCUGCAGCUGCAGACCCAACCCCAACCCCAGGCACAGUCCCAGUCGCAGUCCCAGUCCCAGCCACAGGCUCAAGCCAACAAGAAGCCCGCCAAGGCCAAAGGCAACAAGUCCAAGGAACUGGCCACCACCAGCACCCCCACCACGGACAACACUCAGCAGCUCAGCGCCAAGUUCAACACGCAGCACUUUGGCUCGUGGAAUGUCCAUCUGAAGCUGCUGCUGCUGGAGAAAGCCUGCCUGACGGGUGCCACCCUCGCGGAGCAUCACUACGAGUCGCACCAGUACGGCGCCACGCUGCGCUCCAUUGAGCUGGCCUCCCGCUGCCAGCAGGUGCUCAACAAGUACAUGGCCAAUGUGGUGUCCCAGCAGAGCUGCCUGCUGGGCCGUGCGGGCGACUGUUUCUUUCAGAUGUCCAAGCACUGGGAGGCCAUCGAUGAGUAUGUGCGGCAAUACGAAGAGCAGGACGAGUCGACGCGGGUGAUUGGCGAUGAACUGUCCCUGGAACUGGGCGAGGAGGAGGAGGAGCAGCUGCCUUCACUGGCGCCCGUCAAAAACGUCGAACAGGUGAUGCUGCACAGCUGCAAGUGCUACGAGAAGGCUUUGGAGCAUGCCCAGAAGGCGGAGAGCAAUGAGCUGCUCCGACGAUUGGGCAACGUACGCAACGAGCUGGGACUGAAGUACAUGUACUGGGCUCAGGAGGAGUACAGCGAGGUAAUGAAGAAGAAGGAGACUCCGGAAGCUGCCGGAGAUGCUGAACAGGAAGAGAAUGCCACUGCCGAGCCGCUCUACGUUAAACUGACUGUCAAUUCUUAUGAUUGCCUGCGUCGGGGCAUUGAAGCCUUCACCGCAGUGCAGGAUAAUGUUAAUCUGGCAUUUCUCUACUGCAACAUGGGCAGAUUUAUGCGUCUGCGUGCCCAUCUGACCAUGCCCAAUGAGAGUGCCAUUACUUUAGACUCACAAAAAGCCUUUUACAACGAGGCCUUCAACUACUACGAGAAGGCGAAAGACUGCCUGGACACGCGUAAAGCGAAUGCCGAACUCUGGGAUCUUGUCAAUUGGGAGCUAUCCACUGCCACCUUUACGCUAGCCAAACAGCUGCAGGAUCACAGUGCGGCGGACAAGAACAGCCUUGUGGAGGCAUCCAAAGAGGUGCUCGAACUGCUGCAGAAAGCGUUGCGUCUGUGCGAUGUGGAACAUGCCGGCGCACGCCAAGUGCUCUACAGUUUUCGUGCUGGCCUAAUACACAAAAGGAUCGCCUCCUUUCAUUAUUCGCAACUGCGAUCGCACGGCUGCUGUGAUCUUUCCCAGCUGCCCAAAGCCACGCUGCAGCUGUGCAAAUAUCACUACGAGAAGUCCACUCAAAUCCUGGAGAGCCUCAAGGAGGUGGGGGACCUGCUGGUGGUGCAACUAGAGCGCAUAUCCCUGCAUGAAUUUCUGGCAGAACUUUCCACCCACGCAGCGCAGAAGAUCAAGCAAAUGCAAGCUGCUUUGGAGAUUUGUUUACAGUGCCAGCCCAUCUUUGGCCACGUCAUCGAUGCUGGUAACAGUGCCAGCCAGAGCCAGGGCGACGACGAGUUCGCCGCACAUUUGUCGCUCUUUGAGAGCCGCUUGCAGAAUGCACUGAAGACGCUCACGAAGCUGCUGCUGACCGGCAAGGAUCCCAAACAGCUGUCGGCGUUGUACAAGCGCAUGUAUAUGGAAACCUUGACUGGGAAACAUGGGACAGGGGCCCAGCAUGCAGCAGCACACGCUGAAGCGCCACCAAAGCAUUUGCACACGCUGCUCGGCCGGCUACAAGCCAUGUGCGACGCUCACCUCGCCAUUGGCUAGGCCAGAAGCCGCACCGCUCUGUACGUGUCUUCUAGGGGGUUUCAUAAAGAAACCCGAUCAAAUUGUAUGCAUUGCAUUGCUUGCUGUCGCUUGUUUAUUGAUGUAUUCUCCGACUCUGUGUGUGCUGUGUGUGUGGGGGCCAGUGCUUAGCCCCGCUUGCCGCAACGGCAAUCAUCGCUGGUCGCAUCAUCCACCCGGCCAACAGCGGCGCCCAUCUGCAGAAACGACACCAGCAGCAGCAGCACCACCACCAUAGCCAGUUGUAGGAUCUGUCAAAGCAACUCCAUUAUCAAUCUACAAUAUCAAUCACUAUCUAUCUAUCUAUCUAUCUGUAUCUCUCACCUUGCAGCGUCGUUGCAGUGUUCUCAUUUUGUGCGCGUUUUGGGCAGCCAAGUUCUCUGUGCUGGCCAUGGGCACGGCAGCUCUUAUAAAGUCUGAGGGUCUUGGGCCCAAAACGUGUCGCUCAUCAAGAUUGGAUGCCACACACAGACACACCCACAAUCGCCGCUUCGAAAUGUCGCAACAAGAGGCUGGUCUGUGGCUGGGGCUGGUCUGUGGCUGUGGCUCUAAUCGCACCUACUUGGGGAUAUAUUUCACUCUUAACUUUCAGCAGACUAGCCUCUUAAACUAUUAUGGAAAUCAUCUGAUAUUCUCUUAGAAUUAUGACUUUAAGUUGUACGAAUAUUUAAUUAUGUUAUUCUCCCAGUUUUAUUAUUAUAAAGUUUUGCAUAAUUCAUAAGUUAAAUGCCAAUAAUAAAGCGGGCUCACGGCACUGUUCAUCCAUCUAUAGGAUGCUGAUCCCCUGAGCCUUUUCAACUUCUAAUUAAUUCAUUAUUUCGCACCGCAAUUUCCUAAAGUUUUGCU